AUGUACGAGGCCAUCAUCCUUCCGACAUUGCUCUAUGGAACGGAGACCUGGGCGGUCUACAAGAGGCAGGCGCGGAGACUCAGUCUCUUUCAUCUCAGCUGUCUUCGACGGAUACUGAAGCUGAGUUGGCAGGACAGGAUCCCAGACACUAAUGCAUUGGAACGGACGGGAAUCCUCAGCAUCUACGACAUGCUGAGCCAACAGCAACUGAGUUUUAGCGGUCAUUUCGUGUGGUUUGACAACGAGUGGCUGCUUAAACGACACUUCCAUGAAGAUGUCACGAGUUCCCGCUGACAAGGAGGCCAAAUCCGUCGGUACAAGGACGCUCUGAAGACCUCACUGAAGCUUCCGCAGAUCAGCCCGGCCAACUGGGAAGACCUCGCCCGAGACCGACCGACAUGGAGGACGAAAGAGAAGACAGGCGCUGCGAUCUACGAGGCAAACCUCAUCGCCGCCACGAAAGCCAAACGCGAAGCACGCAAGUCUCAGCUCUGCCCACCCUGCAGCACCAGCGCCCAACCGCCUCCAACGUGUCCACGGUGUGUGCGGACAUUACAGGCCCCAAAUGGACUUGUUGGACACCUCCGGACCGACUGUAGCACUCGGACUGCACCAACCGUCGUCCAUCCAUCCAUCUCUCCCUCGCCUCCUACGUCGUCAACCAACAUUGAUCGCUCUCCCGAGUCAUCACUGCCAUCCUCCUCCUCCUCCUCCUUCACCGUCCGAGCGUCUGCCGUUGUGGCGUCUGUCAUGCCCAUCAACACUACACACCAUCCUGACAACAACAACAACAACAACACCACAGCAACACCACAGUCGCCGACACCAGAGAUGAGGACCAGGGCUACGCUUGCCCUCACUGUGACCGCACCUUCAUCUCACAUAUCGGUCUGGUGGGUCACUUGCGAAUCCAUCGCACAGAGACUUGCGAACCGGUGCAUGAAGCACCAGCCUUCACUCGCCGCAUACGCCUCCACUCUCCACACUGCCCUCGCGCAUUCAUGCGCCGCAUGGGCCUAUUCGACCACACGCAUACACAUGAGAGCGGAAUUGACCUCAAUCGCGACACAACUAGCUCCUCCUGCACAUCCACCAUGCCUAGCACCGCUCUCACUCCGCCGUCCUGCGCGUCCACCGUCACCAGCUCCGUCACAUUCAGUGCGAACUCCACACCCACCACGCUCAGCUCUACUCACGUCCCGUCGUCCAGCGCGCCAAACACCACCACCACCACCACCACCAUCACCACCGCCACUACCACCACUGAAGGUGAUGCUGACACCGCCGACUUUUAA
This is a messenger RNA of Spirometra erinaceieuropaei, 1295 nucleotides long. Lineage: Eukaryota; Metazoa; Platyhelminthes; Cestoda; Diphyllobothriidea; Diphyllobothriidae. The record is from the annotation of a GenBank genome assembly.